Messenger RNA from Belonocnema kinseyi, 11341 nucleotides. RefSeq lists its product as uncharacterized. The record is from RefSeq and is a predicted model, not a curated record. Gene Ontology annotation, biological process: exocytosis. Bases 339 to 9542 code for a protein of 3067 amino acids. Gene Ontology annotation, molecular function: neurexin family protein binding. Gene Ontology annotation, cellular component: plasma membrane; exocytic vesicle. The transcript has 19 exons. Lineage: Eukaryota; Metazoa; Arthropoda; Insecta; Hymenoptera; Cynipidae.
GGACCUGGUGAACCGGACCACGGUUUACUUUAUUGCACGUUCGGGCUAUGGUCCGUGUCUUCUAAACACUACAGACCAACGCGGAAACGAUUAAAGUAUACUUGUUCGGGUCGUUUAUAGUGACAAAUGAGAUAACUCGAGGAAGAAGAAAGACAAACGAAAAAGUAUCGAGAACCCAAGGAUUUCGAAUGACUCUUCAAGACGUUAAAUGUCUCUUUUCUGCACCUAAAGGCUAGAUGUACCGAGCGCGAUAAUUCAAAUAUGUCGAAACGAAGGGAAACUAGACUUUGUGGCUGAAUAUCGGGCGGAUAAAAAACUUUCGUCGUCCACGACGUAAGAUGUCAACGGCGGAAGCGGUACGCAUCGCUACCCAGCAGACAUCUACCGAAGAGGAACAGGGAAGACUAAAAACCGAUCUCCAGUACCUGCGACGACGCGGCGGAGCCUUCAAGGCUUCGGGAGAAAAUUUGUACCAGGGCCGUAAGUGUGCAAGAUGCGGCGUCUCCUUCGGUAGAUUUUACAACACUGGGGCCUCAUGCCCACGCUGCAAACACCGUGUCUGUCGACAAUGCCGCGAAAUUAAAAACGUCAGCGACAACAACAAAGGCACGAUCGGGAUCGACUGGCUAUGUGCAGUUUGCCAUAAGAUUGCAGAACUGCACGCGGUGACCGGCGAAUGGAUGUUCGAGACCUCGAUCACACAACGCACUGUCGGAAGGGAGAAUUCUCUAUCGCCUCUGGAUAUUCUAAAACACAGCAUUCGACGUGCCUGGACCAUAAACGGACCACCAGCUCAAUGGCCAGGAUCAAGGAACUCUCCUGAGUUCAGAAUUUACCGAAGUCUGCCGAUUCGACAUCCGGAUUUCCAGGAAGAUGUGGAGGAUCCGGAACCGACGAAAAUCUCCGAGGAUUCUAAAAAUGAGGACAGUUCAGUCAGCAGAGAUGAUGGAGUUAAAAAGGAUCUCAGCUCUCAAAGCAAUAUUGGUGGCGAUAAGUCUGCAUCGAGAACGGAUCUCAACGAACGUACGAAUUUAAAACGAAACGAAAAGUCGAACAAACCGAACGAAAGGGGUUUAGUUUCGAAAACUCGUAAGCAGGAUCCAGCGACCUUGAGUGGAAAAUCGAAGACUGAAGGUCCUGAAGUGAUCUCUGCUGAUCAGGUUUCUCGAGUUUCACUGCUGAAGCCUCCUAGGCUGCUCUCCAAAUUCAACAGUCCGGAGUUAAAGCCGGCUGGCAAACAUGGGGAGAAGAAAUCGAAUAUUCCUAUUUUUAGGAGAAGCUCCAAGGAGUUCGAGGAUAUCAGAAGUCCUCAGGAAUCUCCGAAACGGUCCUUGAUUCCCCAGAGAUACAGAGGAAGUACUGAUGACCUUCGAAGAAGCAGAGAAGACAUCAGCAUCCCGAGUUUCAUUCCGAAGUUGUUGUCUCCCAGAAAUAAAGAAGAGAAGUUAAAACGUCAGGACAGCAAGGACGACAUUCGUCAUAUCUUUGGAACAAAUCGACGACAGAGAGAGGAAACAAAGCCUUCGACUGGACAAACCUUCGUCCGAGACGAUGUUAAAACCGGAAUAAGAUUUUUCCGACGUGAAAGUAAAGAGGACGUGGGUAGGGAGAGCGCAACCACUAUUACGAACAGCUGUCUGACCAAAGAAAGGCCUUUGAACAAGGAGGAGUUGCAAGAAUGGACAGACGAAUGCGUGGGUGAGACCACGAGUCGAUCAAAAUGCAACUCAAUUGAGUUCAACUGUACGAGUGAUUCAAAAGAAAGUGCAGAGAGUGAGUGCAUUGUCAGGGAAGGUCCGAGAGAGGAAGAAAUAGGGGAUAUUGAAAAAGUAGAAGAAACUGAACUGGUUGGAGAUCAGAGGGAAGAUAGCGAGGAGGAAGUUUUCGCUAAAAUGGCUAAUGAACUCACACAGGAUCACAUCGAAGAACCCAAUUUGCAGAAAUCUGCUGAAAAAUAUGAAGGGAUUAGGAAUAAUGGGAAGGAGGAAGUGGAAAAUGAAGGGAAAUUUAGAGGCAGAAAGGAUUUAGGGCAGAAGGAGCAACGAGAAAAAGGUGAAUACGCACCUGAUUUUAAGAAUCUCAGAGAUACGGUUGAAGAAGCGAUCUGUGCCAACAAUUAUGGGGAUGUUUCUCUCGCUGGGGAUAAAAGAAUCACUGAAGGAUCGAGUCCUGGAAAAAAGACGGAUGACUUUCAAGUGAUUCGAAGAAAGUUUUCCAAGGAGGAAUUUUCGAAUCCGGACGAUCCAGAUGAGAUUCCAAACAGGCGUUGCUCGAGUCAUCUUUCGCCAGAAGCAAGUCCUUUAAGUACGAGAUCGUCGAGAUAUAGUCCAAGGGAAAGCGAAAGCGAACCAACUCCAGCUUUGCCGAGGAAAACCGGAAGUGGAGAUUCAUCUUCUGCUUCACAGAGGAUUCGUGAUACGAUCACGAGGACGAGGAGAGAAUCUAAUAGUAGUGCAAGAUACGAGAGCAGUGGCAGCGAAAGUAUGAGAUUAGGAGAAUCUGGACUUCAUGGAUAUGCAGAUAUCGCAAGAAGGGUCAAGUUCUUCGGCGGAAGUGGACUUGGACCGUCAACCGGAAGUUGUGACGAGGUCGUGCAACGAGACAGUGCGACAAGUGCAGGCGAAGAUGAACCACACGAAGAUGGACACACGCGAGACCCAAGCAGAACAGCUCAGGGUUCUUCCCAAAGUAGGACAAUGCUUCGAAGACGUAGACAAUUUGAUGCCCAAGGAUCACGUCGCAGAGGAAGGUCUCACGCCAGAACCUGCUGUGGCGACGAAUUACAGAAUCUCCAGGCAUUACAUGUGAUUGGUCGGGGUGGGGGGCGACAAACGAGCCCCCCGGGCCCAGGAACUCAAGGUCAUACUGGGACCCAUUCUCAGUCUCAUACCCAGGAUUCACUUGUCGACUACCGACGUCUCGUCUUCAUCAGUUCCGAUUCAUCUUCCGGUCGUGAAGAGGAUGACGCCGACAGUAGUUGUUCCGGUUCCUCCUAUUUAAAUGGUCUACCACGCGGUGGACAUGCUCAGGGCCUCGAAGACUGCGACUGGGACUAUUUUGAAAGUGGGACUCUUCCUCUACCUUCAGGAAUUCCUCUUGCACUGAACUCCAGCCUUGGAACUAAUAACUCGCUUUCCGGAGAUUGGAGUUGUUGUCCUGGUCGAGGCUCUUCUUCUUGCCAGGCCUGCGGAGGAUCUCGAGGGGCGAACGUACUUCCAGUCCCGGUGCCGAUUCCAGUUCCGGUGCCGUAUCCAGUGCCAAUACCCGCGGCUCUUUGGACGAGCGACUUGGCCGCGGCGUCGAUGAUCACUCGCGAUUCCGCUUUGGAAGGAACCUUAAGAUUAAGAGGCGAUCCAUCAGCACCCUGGUUUGCCUGGCAUCCCAGAUUCAGCCAACAUCUUCACGGAAGUCGGCUCGAUCCAAGACUAGCCUCCUUCGACCCUGCCGCCUUUGGUUUCCGACCGGAACAAAUUUCCCCUCGAUUUUUCGGUACUACAGUCGAACCAGAUUCGGUUCCAGGAAGUUCUGCUCUUCCCUUCCCUCCUGUCGUUAUUCACGAAAGCCAGGAGGAUCCCGAAAAGUCUGAACCAAAGGAGCCCGAAUCUGGCGAACAGGAGGCAAAAACUGCGACUCAACGGGAAGAAGAAGAAGAAGAAGAAGGUAAGAGUGAAGAAGAUAGUGAGGAAGAUAGAAGCGAAAAGAACAAAGGAAGAGAGAGGAUGUAUCGGCACUCUAGAGGAGACUCGGGAAGUUCCUCGGGUCGAUCUUCUGCUGAUAGUAGUGAUCUUGAAGACUCUGCUUCACACAGAUUCUCUCGAGUAUUUGUUGUUAAUGAUGAUUCUCUCACCAGUGAUAAUGACAUUGAAGAUAAUGAGGAUUCUGAUUCAGCUGAGGGUGGAGUCACUCUUAAGAGGGUCUCAGCUCUUCCCGAAGAGGAGCCUGUUGUUCUGAGAUGUGUGAGAUUAUUAAACGAAGAUACAGAAAAGGAGUCGGAGAUUGAAGAAAAGGAGAUGGAGGAAUCUGAAAAUGAUCUCAAUAAAGAUAAGUACUGGCUCGUGGAAGAUUCGCCCAAAAUCAGGAAAGGUUUCGUCUAUAUGAAGGAAGCUUACGUUGCGGAUUCGAAAGAUUGUCUGGAUUGUAGAAUUGAGUUGAAGUCUAUUAAGAGUUUGGAUCCGGAGAGUUUUGAGACGAAGUAUCAAGAAGCGAGUAUUGAUCAUUUGAUGAUUGGUGAACUCUCGAGUGAUGAGGAUGAUGAUGACGAUGAAGAAGAGGAAUCAUUAGAUGAGGAACUAAAAGAAGAAGAUUCAGAGACUCUAGUAAUUCCCGAUUCCCUCGAGAUUUCUCAAAAUCUACGAACUAUUGAACUCCAAACGUCAACGCCCUCUACUGAUAGGAAAGAAGUCGAGAUUUCGGACGCAGUAAUAAAUACAAGCCAGAAGCCCCUGGAUUCGGCAACAGAUAGUUCAACUAGCGAGACCAACACGACCGGAAGCGAGAUGAGCAGUGAUGAAUUGCAUGAGUACGAACUUACACCAGUGCGUUUUGGAUUCAACGAUAAGAGUAUACCUCGAAAACACACUCAAACCGAAGAGGAACUUACAGACAGAGACUCUUCGGUCGCAAAAGAAGAAGCUAAUGAUGCUGAAGAUGAUAAUGGAAGUCGGAGAAUGGAUGACAUAAUAUCAAGCAAGAUUUCCGAGAUCUUUCAAAACGUGGAUGAUAGAAUAGAUGUCGCGGUUACGCAUGACGAAAGUGAGCCGGUGAGAGGUAAACCGGCAGGCGCACGGCUGGUGGGAGAUGCUGAUGGUGGGGGUGCUGUUGGAAUCGAGCGGGAGCGGUUUCGCUCAGUCGAGCGACGCCCGCCCACUCUGAAGGAGAAUGGCUUCCCUCCUGCCAGGGACACCGCGAGCGACGAGCAAAACUAUUCCCCGAACAACAAAUACCGGAGCCUCGUGAUGAUCACGCAGGGCACUUAUCAACCUGUGAGCGUCAUCACCUCGGACACGACGACGCUCCUACAACCAGAUGAAGUCGCUCCAGCGACGGCCCAGGGCUUGGCCGGUUACUUCCAGCUGGCGCUCGAGGCCGUGUCCGAACCGCGAAGAGCCAACGGCCAGGGUCCGCGAAAGCCUCUGAUGGUGAAGCGCUUCGUGAGCGCGCAGUCCGAGCCAGAAGUGGAUAGUGGUUUGAGUGUUGGAAGUGCGAGUGAGAGCGAAGAGGUGCAAUCUGUGAAAAGUGUUAACAAAUCGGUAGUCAAUCCGCAGGUGUCUUCGAAAAAUGGUGAGGCUUCUAGAACUAGUGAGCCGGUGGCGAGAGUAAGGGGAUCCAGCUCGCAGUCGAGUGACGAGAAUUCACAAUCUGGGGUUGUCAUCCUCGAGGAGGGACUUGCGGAUGAUGAUUCCUGGGUGGAGGAAGUCUCGCAUGACGAGGAUGAGCAGAGUGCGACAACGGCGACUGAGGAGAGUUCGGAGGAUGAGGCGAAUAAUUUAGGGGACAGGGAGGAAGAAUUGAGGGGAUAUCAUCGUCAGGCGAUAGACUUCACAUUGCAUACAAUUGUGGAAGAAUCGUGCGAGGAGAGUGAAGCUGAGCCGAAUUUCGCGACUGGUCAGAGGAAGAGAAUGCAGAGGCCUCCUUCGGCUUCGGAGUUGGAGAAGUAUUUCUUCUUUGGACUUGGAGGAGAUGGGAAUAUGAGUUGCGGCUCAAGAGAAGUCGACAGUCUAUCUGAGACGUCUUCUAUCCAUUCUGAAGGCUUGGAAUCUCUAGGGCAGGAUGAAGCCUCGAAUUCUGGGCAUGAAAAAUCCGGUGAGUCGAUCAAUUCCUCGAGACUCGAAAAGUAUUUCCUCUCGGAGUUUCUUGGAUUUGAUCAGGACAGAAGAGAUUCAGAUGGGUCGGUUGGUAGCGAUUCAGAAGGAAGACCUAGUCCUGAAGCGCAGAGGAGAAAAAGGUUGGUGCGAGCAAGAGGAACUGGAAGAUCUCACAGUUCCUCGCUUGACAAUCUUCUCGCUUUGGCGCAAAACUCCCAAAAUCCAAGCUCACAGAAUUCAUUGCAAGAUCUGAGUUUAGGACAAGAUGGACAGGAGAGUCAGUCUGAGGGAUCUUCUACUGAAACAGAUGGUGCCGAAGAGGGCCAACCAGCUUUUGGUACCGAUGGGCAAUUUGACACUGUCAAAAGGAAGAAGAAAAAGCCGAGAAAUUUGGGAACUCAGAGUCCGCGAGUUCCCGAGGAUAGGAACAAAACUCCGGAACCGGGUUUAAUCACUGAGUUUCCUGAAGGAGAGAUGGAGGCGAUGAACUCGGACGAUGAAAGGGCUAAAACACCUCAACCGGAGAAUGUUCACUCUCUAUCCUCUAAUUUAUCCUCCCAAGAUGCUCAAAAUUCGAUAGACUCGAGGUCUAAACAACAGUCAAGAGAUUCUGGUUUCGUUGGCAGUUGUGAUGAUCUUCUGCAGCAUCAGAAAUCCAGCACGGAUGGUCAGACACCCGAGGUUAAUCAAUUGACCUCGAAAGACCGGAACAGAGUCGAUGAAAGUCAUCGGAUUCGGGAGAGAAUCAACGCAGCGAAAGUUGACCUUUUUGAUCAGACUCUGCCACCUCUGGCGAAUGCUUCGCUCUCUAGAAAAGACAGCUUCAACAACUGGUCGAGUGAUGAAGAAACGAACCUCAUGAUGUCGAAAAUGCGACAGUUUUUCAAAACUAUGGUCGCCAAUUCAAACGGACAGGGUCCAACACCUAGCAAUGCGUCGAGUGCUGCAUCUCCAGCCCCGAGUCCGAGAUUAUCUGGCUACACCUCGAAAAUCCGACAUUGUCCCCAAAACCGAACAAAGCCUCCCCAGCUCGUUUACUUUGAGAACGAGUUAACAAGACUGAUGAAAACAGUCCCUGGAAUCAGGGACGAGCAAGUGAGGGAAAUUGUGGAGUAUCUAAGUUCCGAGGACACGUGGUCGGAUUCUUACGAUAGUUCAGAUUACACUAGUUCGGAUUUGGAGGGAGCUGCCGGGGGACGUCGCUCGGCUCUUCAGGAACAAAUUUCCCAGAGUUGUCAGCAGAUCAUCAGCAAGUUUGAUACCAAUUUGGGAGAUCCGUUCGAAAAGGAGAGAAAUGACAAGAUGCCAACAACCCAACCUUGUUUGGGAAGAGAUACGGCAUUUGUUUACCAGAAAUUGGUACAAAGUUUCACAAAAAUGGCGGGAGACACUAGUUCAGAUGCAAGUUCAACUCCUCACAGUAGUCCACCUUUGAUUGCAAAAGUCAUGCAUCAUAUUGGAAGUCGAUUGGUGGCUCUGAUGCAUGAAGUUUCGGAAGGUGGAUCCACGGUUCAACCUCAUGCUUCUUGGAGAAGGUAUUCGCAGCAUCAUAGAACUCCAUCUUCUGCUUCGACAACCGAGGAUGACGAGUCUACAUCUGAUUCGACGAAUACACCUUCUUCUCAGCUUCCAAGGUCAAAGUCCCAUGAUCCGUUGUUGUUAAUAAAUGGUCAUCCGAAUCCGAAUGCUGGCCAGGAGGGUGAAGAAAGGGAGGCGAGUGAUUAUGAGCGGUUCUCGUGGAGAGGAAGCUUUGAGUCUGCUCUGAUGGCUGCAGAUUCUAGGACUAAAUUGAGUUUGUUGGCUUGUUCGGGAGAUGUGAGCGCCAGUGCUAGUGCGAGUGCCUUGGCGAUGGCUGCCAAACGUCGAAGUGCUGGGGACUUGCUGUUUAAUCCUAAGAGUUUCUCGAGGGAGCAACUGGAUCGAGUGAGAAGUUGUGGCUCUAUUGGUGGUGGCACGGGAGGAGUUGGUGGGAUUUGUGGUGGUUCUAUCGAGGAGAAAAUCUGGAGCAACAGGAGAAGAUCGUCUGUUCCGGAUGCCAAUACAAGAGGGGAAUCAGGAGCGUCCGCUGGGGAUGAAGAUACGGAAGACGAAUUGGAAUAUGGUGGAGAUUCGAGGGCCACCACACUUCCCAGAGGAAUGCAAGCUGCGGCAGCGGCUGCCGCAGCAGCCACAAAUUCUUUGCCACGAUUACCAGCUUCAACAAUUUCCGUGGGGCAAGCCUCUAAUUCUCCUAUGCACAAAGCCCACAGCGUUUAUCAUUUUCUGCCUCAACACAGCGGCGUCAAAUCGGCCAGAUAUCGACCCCCUGGAUUUGCCAGGAACAGCGGUGCCGUCGGCGCUUCCGGUCCAAAGAGAGCAGUCAGUGCACCAGGUCUUCAACUCACUGGGACUCAAUCUUCAUCUUGUAAACGAGAAACCUCCAGGUCGAGAAGACAGCAAGCCAUUUCCAUCACGAGUGAUGAUGGGAGCAGUUUAUCAGAAGCUUGCAGUACACCUAUUAUUGGUGCAAAAUCGAGAACAAUUUCCAGUCAUGCGGUAAUGGAUAUGGACGAUAUUGAUCGGAGUCUGCACUCUGGACAUCUUGCAACUCGUGCUUCUCUCUCGAGCUUGGGGGUGAGUCCAACUUCCCAUCUUCCCACAAACGAGAGAUUAAAUUGGAUGACAUUUAAUUCUCUAAAAAAUAACGCAAGAUCGGAUUCAAUGGCAUCCGUAUAUAGUGGCGCAGGCGAAGGCCGAUGGUGUGGUUCAGUGGCCGUUCGAGGAGAAGUCGAAUUUGCUCUUCAAUAUGACUACAAGCAGCUAACAUUCGAAGUUCACGUCACCCAAUGUCGAGAUCUGGCCCCAGUAGAUGUCAAACGCAAUCGAUCUGAUCCGUACGUCAAGGUCUACCUUCUCCCCGACAAAUCCAAGAGUGGCAAACGGAAGACCAAAGUGAAGAAGCACACCUUGAAUCCUGUCUUUGACGAAACUCUUAAGUUCCACAUGAGUUUGAAUGGUUUGGAAGCGAGGACCUUGUGGCUGACUGUCUGGCACUCGGACAUGUUUGGACGCAAUGAUUUCUUGGGUGAAGUCCGGAUGCCUUUAGAAAAUAAAAUAUUUGACGAUCCCAGGCCACAAUGGUAUCCACUUCAGGAGCGGACUGAACCAUUCGACGACCCAAUCGCUUACAAGGGCGAGGUUAUUGUCGGUCUGAAGUUUGUCCCACCGGAUCCCGCUCAGCAGGAACGAGAACGUGAAACAGGAACGACCGAUUACCGUGGCAAACACAGAAAAAACUGGAGUAGAGGAGCUCUUCACGUCCUUGUCAAAGAAGCAAGAAACCUGCAGACGCGGGCAAAACACACUGGCUCAUGUGAUCCAUUUUGCAAGAGCUACCUUUUGCCAGACAAAGGUCGCUCGGGCAAACAAAAAACCGGAGUGGUGCGUAAAUCUGGGGGUUCUCCUGUUUGGAAUCACACCUUCAUUUACAAAGACGUGAGUCUUCAGGAGUUGGCAGAACGAGGUCUCGAACUCACCGUUUGGGACCACGAUCGUAUCGCGAGCAACGAGUUCUUAGGUGGCGUGCGAUUUAAUCUCGGCACCGGCAAGAAUUACGGAAAACUAGUCGAUUGGAUGGACGCAACGGGUCGAGAAUUAUCUCUCUGGCAAAGUAUGCUCGAGAGGCCGAAUUUUUGGGUCGAAGGCGCAGUCACUCUAAGGCCCCAUUUGCACAAUCAUGGAAAAAAUGGCUCUUUCUAGACUCUUUUUCAAAACGUCAACGAUACUUCGGGCAAGAGUGCAUUAAUUGCUAUAUUAGCUAGGGACCUUCAACAUUCGCCAAACAAUGCAACUUUUCUUGUUUAUACCAGAAAAUGAAUUAUUUCGCGUUGUCGACACAAUUUUAUACGAAAACUAGUGCCUUUUGGAUUAUUACUCGACCAAUCGCGCAACGCCCUCGUAUUCUUGACAUCACCGACCUCCGGUGAAGAAAAAGAAUCUCUGUUUCAUUAUCAAAUACCUGUUUGCAAGUAAUCUCUUUACAAUUUUUUGAAUAGAAGCUAAACGGACAAUUUUUUUUUCACCGGGGAAGACCUGGUUCUACAAGGAAGAAUUAAUAUAAGCCUCGUUUAGGAGGUAAUACGUCAUUGAGCGACGCGAUAUUUGUGAUGUUUUUCUUCUAUUAUGUAUUAUCGAUAAUACGAACUUUGGACAAUGCUAUAGAAUGCCACGUGUGUAGGUGUGUAGCUGUAGGUGUGUUACUCUAACUGAAAAAAACUAGCCAUUAGACGAUAAUUCCGUGUACCGUGCGAUAAAAAUAAUAAUUGGAUACAUAUUCUCUAACAAGGCAUCCAGCGUUCAAAUUACACGACUUUUAUAGUAUUUUUUAUAUUGAAAGUUUUCCCACACUUAAUCAACAAUCAAUUGCAAAAGCUGUGUUAAAAAUGUGCCAAUUUUAAUCAAAUAAAAUGCGGAAUACUUACAAUUGAUACGAGUCUCAUAUAGUGUCGUUAGAAACUUUCCGAGAGGUGCAUUGUUAGAGAUUUUUGGCUAGUGGAAUUGCUGUGAAAAAAUAGAGAAAAUAAAGCAAAGAACCGAAUUGAAGAAAAAAAAACCCUCCCUGAUAUAUUGUCAAUUUUACUCGGUUCUUUUCUUUCUUUCUAUUCGAGAAUUUAUACUCUAGAUGUAAUAAUGUUUGUUGGAUUUUUUAUUCAUCGUGGCCAAGAUAAUUUUCACGGCAAACAGUGUGAAAAUAAAGCUGUCCACGUGACUGGAUAAAAUUGGACAGUUUUCUCUCUGAAUGAGAAAAACACAUGCUUCCAUUAUGUACGAUAUAGUAAAGCGUUUUCUCUUAUACACUUUUUCUCUAAACUGAAACGCGAAACGGUGUAUUUGAGUUUUUAAAUACGCUCGAUUUCCGGUAAGAAUAGAUUUAUUUAUAUAUAAAAUAUUAUAUACACAUACAAUUAUUAUUAUUAUUAUUAUUAUUAUUAUUAUUAUUAUUAUUAUUAUUAUUAUAUACGUUAUAGACGCGUUGUAUAUCGUCGUAAAAAAUUAUUAAUAAGUGAAAAAUAUAAGUAUUAUAUAGUACUUUAAUUGCAGAACAAAGGAAAUGCAAGGCUGAGUCGAUAAUUAGUACUUAAUCUGUGUACUUACUGCGUCAAGACCUCGGUUAGGAAUGCAAUCAUCAUUGUAUUAGAAUAUUAGGUAGACCCAUUUAUAAAUAGAUGAUCCGUAUUAAUUAUAUGCGUGAGAUAAUAAUUAUCCUUUCGAACAGGGUGGUCGUCAUAAACGAAAACUGCCUUCAAUUUUUUUUCGCGUAAAGACUUUGAUAUGUUCAAUUUUAUUAAUGCAUGUUAUACGACUUUUAUAGAAAAUAUCAACAAGGAAAAUGUGUCGUACGCUCGAUCGGAAUUGUUGUUCGUUAUUUGUAUUAAAUCAUCAAAGUUAUUACGCGUUUUCAUACUAUACAUUCCUUUAUUAUUGUAUAAAAAAAUGGAAUAAGAUUUUUAUUUAUAUUCCAUUUAUCGAUGUACAUGAAAAUAAAUCUUUUGUACCUU